Messenger RNA from Auanema sp. JU1783, 1473 nucleotides. The record is from the annotation of a GenBank genome assembly. NCBI's taxonomy places the organism in Eukaryota, Metazoa, Nematoda, Chromadorea, Rhabditida, Rhabditidae.
AUGAUUAUAUCAACCGUUACUCUUUCAUUAGUUUUAUUAUGUUCAGUUUCAAUGGCUAAUUCAACGUCUGUGGCGACGGACGCGGAAGACCGUCUGAUGGUUGAUUUAUUCCGAGGUUAUAAUUCCCUCGUUCAACCUGUUCGGAAUAAAAACGAAUUACCUAUGAUUGUUAAAAUUGCUAUGCAAUUAGUUCUUUUAAUAAAUGUGGAUGAGAAGGAACAAGUUAUGCACACAAACGUCUGGCUUACUCUGAAAUGGCAUGACUUCCAAAUGCAAUGGGAACCAAAAGAUUACGAUGGAAUUACUCAAAUACGAGUAGCUCCCGAUAAGAUCUGGCUACCCGAUAUUGUUCUUUUCAAUAAUGCCGAUGGAAACUAUGAAGUGUCUUUUAUGUGCAAUGCUUUAAUUCAUCAUACAGGAGAUGUUUUGUGGGUUCCACCAGCUAUUUACAAGAGUUCUUGUAUAAUCGAUGUUGAGUUUUUCCCUUUCGAUGACCAAAGAUGCAGUUUAACAUUUGGAAGUUGGACGUAUAAUCGAGAUGAAAUAAAGCUCGACUUUCUCCAUGCAGACCGAGUUGAUUUCUCGGAGUAUGCAACCAGCAGUAUUUGGGACAUGAUGGAUGCGCCAGCAGUGCUAACAGAAGAUAGAAGUCGAAUAGAGUUUCAAGUUCGAAUAAGGCGGAAAACUUUGUUCUAUACCGUUGUUCUGAUUCUCCCGACUGUUUUAAUGGCAUUCUUGAAUGUGACUGUCUUUUAUCUUCCAACAGCUUCUGGAGAAAAAAUGGGUCUGACGAUGAACGUUCUUCUAUCAAUUGUUGUGUUUCUUCUUCUUGUCUCAAAAAUUCUACCCCCAACAUCAUCCUCAAUUCCAUUAGUGGCCAAAUAUCUAUUAUUAACAUUCGUUUUGAAUAUUAUAACAAUUGUUGUAACUGUUGUCAUAUGUAACAUCUACUUCCGCUCCCCGAUAACUCAUCGUCUGCCCCCAUGGGUGAGGACAGUCUUCUUAGAUGUCUUACCAUUACUCAUGUGCAUGCAAAGACCUCACAGAGCCAAUGUCUUACACAAGAAGAAAAUCAAAGAGCCAAAUCCAGAAAUCGCUACUCAUACCCAUCAUCCACAUUGUCGCGCAAAAGAACAUAAAGAUGGAGCGCCAUUAAUUCGAAUUCAACACGAUGCGUGUGAAGAUUUGUCUCCAGAAGCUCAACGAGCAAUCGAUGCCAUCGAUUACGUCACAGAGAAUAUGAAAGAAGCUGAGAUUACGAAGCAGUACCGAGAUGAUUGGAAGUAUGUCGCAAUGGUUGUCGAUCGUUUACUACUCUAUGGCUUCUUCGGAAUCACAUUAGGUGGUACUAUAGGAAUUUUAUUCUCAGCGCCAACUGUUUUCGAGCGUGUCGAUGAGCAGAAGCAACUACAGAAAUUGAUCUAUUUGUACAAACAAGGAUUACCUUUGAACGAUACCAUGAUUGUAAUUUGA